Mytilus californianus (California mussel) is the source of this 1191-nucleotide messenger RNA. RefSeq lists its product as uncharacterized. The transcript has 3 exons. The record is from RefSeq and is a predicted model, not a curated record. The coding region runs from base 223 to 1191 and encodes 322 amino acids. Gene Ontology annotation, molecular function: zinc ion binding. NCBI's taxonomy places the organism in Eukaryota, Metazoa, Mollusca, Bivalvia, Mytilida, Mytilidae.
AUGAGAAACCAAAGUCAGAUUUAUCUCCUCAUCAAUCCAGAUGGCGCAUAGCUUAAUGCGGUCCUUAUCAGCUUCCUGCUGAUAACCCAAAGCAUUUGUUUACAGUAAUCUAUAGCAAGUCUACACACAUAUAAUAUUUAUUUCAUAAACAAUUACCCACUAUUUGCUGGUGUACACAUAAUUAUCAAGUUAUUUUGUAAGCAGUUUUUUAUUUUCUUCACAAUGUCUAAUUAUGGAUCAUGGAGUCUCCCCCAAUUAAAAGAAGAAUUAAGAAAGAGGAAAGCAAGGAUUUCUGGACGUAAACAUGAAUUGAUAGAAAGGCUUGAGGCAUACGAUAGAAACAAAGAUUUUGGAAAUCAGGAUGAAGUUGGGGAGGAGUACACAAUGACACUUCCAGAUUCUAUCCUUUACAAAGAUUUUAAUAGUGGAACUGAAUUUGUUGACUUUAAAAUGGAAACUAUAGAAGUGUAUCUAAAACCAAUGGAUAAGGUUCUAGAUUCGGAUGCCAAAAAUUUGUACAAGGAAAAGUUUUUAAAAUAUAUUCGUCUUGCCAAAUUUGAUAAUACAUUCUUUGUUAAAUCUGAAUGCCGAGCUCAAAUGAAAAGGACAGUGUCCUACAAAAUAGAUGUUGCCAUAAAUGAAAAUGGGAGUGUAGAUGAGUGCCAAUGUGAAUGUGCAGUGGGAAUGGGACCUACUGCACACUGCAAGCAUGUAUGCUGCCUUCUUUUAGCACUGCAUAAUUUUUCAUGCAACGGUGAAAUUGUAUCUGAGGAAACAUGCACACAGAGGCUACAGACAUUCCACCAUAGUAAACCGUAUAAAGGCUCACCGAUAAAAGCAAACAGUCUACCCCUGGCAAACAAAAAGGGAAGUGAAGUUCAGUUUGAUCCACGGCCAGCAAAAUACAGAAAUUGUGCUAAUUAUAAUGAUUACUUUCGAAAUGUUUGUUUAAACCACAGAGGUGUUUCCAAAUUUCCAAUUUCCCAACUGUAUCCUCCUGCAAAUGUGUAUGCUGUAGCAUCAGAUCAUGACUAUCUUGAAGGACAUCCAGAAGAUAGAUGGUUAAAAGAUGCUAAUAUUUCACACAUAUCAGAAGAUAGAGAAAAAUAUAUUGAAUCUUCAACAACAGGUCAAUCUAAAAAUAAGAUUUGGAAACAGGAGAGAUGGACAAUUAUUCUGUACGAAUGCUAA